This is a messenger RNA of Striga hermonthica, 492 nucleotides long. The record is from the annotation of a GenBank genome assembly. Lineage: Eukaryota; Viridiplantae; Streptophyta; Magnoliopsida; Lamiales; Orobanchaceae.
AUGCCCGCGGUUUUGACUGCCGCUGAUCCGGCGGCAAGUCUCCGUCCUUCGGUGGCGCCUGCAAACCUUCCUCUCGUCUCUGCAUUGCUUGCCUGUGCUAUCGCUCAGUUUCUCAAACCUUUCACUACCUGGUUGAAGGAUAAAAAAUGGGAUUCUACAAGGAUGCUUGGUUCAGGCGGAAUGCCGUCAUCACAUUCUGCAACUGUUAUAGCCCUUGCCACAGCUAUUGGAUUGGAAGAGGGGGGAGGAGCCUCGUCAUUCGCUAUUGCAGUGGUCUUGGCAUGUGUUGUAAUGUAUGACGCGACUGGUAUCAGGCUUCACGCAGGUCGACAAGCUGAGUUAUUAAAUCAAAUUGUGUGUGGACUGCCUCCUGAGCAUCCUGUUGCUAAUGUUAGACCACUUCGAGAUUCACUCGGUCACACUCCGCUUCAGGUUGCUGCUGGUGCUCUACUCGGAUGUUUGGUAGCGUUUCUCUUGAGAAGCACCACGUGA